AAUGUAUUUCUAAAAGGGGCCAUUUGGGCGGUGUCCUCUUUUCCCAGCGCCCUGAUUUCUAUUCUUAGAUCUGGAGAUAGGCGGCUUUCAUUUUUCCUGCUCCCGGUUCCCAGACCUUCUGUGGGGCCGCAGGAUCCCCGGCUGGCGGGUCGCGGAGGGUGGCCGGCCGGGCUGCGCACUGCGCGCCUCCGCUGCGGGGCUCCGGGCCUGGGGACUUGGCGGAGUCCGCUGAGUCAGUUUCUUCGUGCGCGACUCCCGGCCGCGCCGCCGCUGGGGUGGAAUCUGGUCCCAGGAGGCGGCGCCCGCCCGGGGUCCGGUCUAGGCGUGCGUGGGGGCCACGGUCACGGUCACCCAGGCCAGGCCCGGCUCCAGCAGCCCCACGGCCGCCGCCAGAGUUCUGCGCGGCCCGUCGCCUCGGCGGAGCCUCUGGCAGGCCCCUGAGCUCGUUUCUGGGGCCUGAGUGGGGGAGGAGGAAGCCGAGCAGGAGGGCUCCGGAGAGGGAGGGCAACGCGGGGCGGGGAGCCGCCGCCUUCCUCAUAAACAGGCGGGCGUGGGCGCCGAUGGGGCCCGCGGGGAGCGCUGGCUACGGGCGGUGAACUGAGCUCGCCCCCGGGGAGCUGUUGCCGGCGCCCCUGCCGGUUCCCUGAGCAGCGGACGUUCAUGCUGGGAGGGCGGCGGGUUGGAAGCAGGUGCCACCAUGGCUAGUGGCAGCUGUCAGGGGUGCGAGGAGGACGAGGAAACUCUGAAGAAGUUGAUAGUCAGGCUGAACAAUGUCCAGGAAGGAAAACAGAUAGAAACGCUGGUCCAAAUCCUGGAGGAUCUGCUGGUGUUCACGUACUCCGAGCACGCCUCCAAGUUAUUUCAAGGCAAAAAUAUCCAUGUGCCUCUGUUGAUCGUCUUGGACUCCUAUAUGAGAGUCGCGAGUGUGCAGCAGGUGGGUUGGUCACUUCUGUGCAAAUUAAUAGAAAUCUGUCCAGGUACAAUGCAAAGCUUAAUGGGACCCCAGGAUGUUGGAAAUGAUUGGGAAGUCCUUGGUGUUCACCAAUUGAUUCUUAAAAUGCUAACAGUUCAUAAUGCCAGUGUAAACUUGUCAGUGAUUGGACUGAAGACCUUAGAUCUCCUCCUAACUUCAGGUAAAAUCACCUUGCUGAUAUUGGAUGAAGAAAGUGAUAUUUUCAUGUUAAUUUUUGAUGCCAUGCACUCAUUUCCAGCCAAUGAUGAAGUCCAGAAACUUGGAUGCAAAGCUUUACAUGUGCUGUUUGAGAGAGUCUCAGAGGAGCAACUGACUGAAUUUGUUGAGAACAAAGAUUAUAUGAUAUUGUUAAGUGCGUUAACAAAUUUUAAAGAUGAAGAGGAAAUUGUGCUUCAUGUGCUGCAUUGUUUACAUUCCCUAGCGAUUCCUUGCAAUAAUGUGGAAGUCCUCAUGAGUGGCAAUGUCAGGUGUUAUAAUAUUGUGGUGGAAGCUAUGAAAGCAUUCCCUAUCAGUGAAAAAAUUCAAGAAGUGAGUUGCUGUUUGCUCCAUAGGCUUACAUUAGGUAAUUUUUUCAAUAUCCUGGUAUUAAAUGAAGUCCAUGAGUUUGUGGUGAAAGCUGUGCAGCAGUAUCCAGAGAAUGCAGCAUUACAGAUCUCAGCGCUCAGCUGUUUGGCCCUCCUCACUGAGACUAUUUUCCUAAAUCAAGAUUUAGAGGAAAAGAAUGAGAAUCAAGAGAAUGAUGAUGAGGGGGAAGAAGAUAAAUUGUUUUGGCUGGAAGCCUGUUACAAAGCAUUAACGUGGCAUAGAAAGAACAAGCACGUGCAGGAGGCCGCAUGCUGGGCACUAAAUAAUCUCCUUAUGUACCAAAACAGUUUACAUGAGAAGAUUGGAGAUGAAGAUGGCCAUUUCCCAGCUCAUAGGGAAGUGAUGCUCUCCAUGCUGAUGCAUUCUUCAUCAAAGGAAGUUUUCCAGGCAUCUGCGAAUGCAUUGUCAACUCUCUUAGAACAAAAUGUUAAUUUCAGAAAAAUACUGUUAUCAAAAGGAAUACACCUGAAUGUUUUGGAGUUAAUGCAGAAGCAUAUACAUUCUCCUGAAGUGGCUGAAAGUGGCUGUAAAAUGCUAAAUCAUCUUUUUGAAGGAAGCAACACUUCCCUGGAUAUAAUGGCAGCAGUGGUCCCCAAAAUAAUAACAGUUAUGAAACAUCAUGAGACAUCAUUACCAGUGCAGCUGGAGGCGCUUCGAGCUAUUUUACAUUUUAUAGUGCCUGGCAUGCCAGAAGAAUCCAGGGAGGAUACAGAAUCUCAUCGUAAGCUAAAUAUGGUUAAAAAACAGUGUUUCAAGAAUGAUAUUCACAAACUGGUCCUAGCAGCUUUGAACAGGUUCAUUGGAAAUCCUGGGAUUCAGAAAUGUGGAUUAAAAGUAAUUUCUUCUAUUGCACAUUUUCCUGAUGCAUUAGAGAUGUUAUCCCUGGAAGGUGCUAUGGAUUCAGUGCUUCACACACUGCAGAUGUAUCCAGAUGACCAAGAAAUUCAGUGUCUGGGUUUAAGUCUUAUAGGAUACUUGAUUACAAAGAAGAAUUUAUGCGUAGGAACUGGACAUCUGCUGGCAAAAAUUCUGGUUUCCAGCUUAUACCGAUUUAAGGAUGUUGCUGAAGUACAGACUAAAGGAUUUCAGACAAUCUUAGCAAUCCUCAAAUUGUCAGCAUCUUUUUCUAAGCUGCUGGUGCAUCAUUCAUUUGACUUAGUAAUAUUCCAUCAGAUGUCUUCCAAUAUCAUGGAACAAAAGGAUCAACAGUUUCUAAACCUCUGUUGCAAGUGUUUUGCAAAAGUAGCUAUGGAUGAUGACUUAAAAAAUGUGAUGCUAGAGAGAGCGUGUGAUCAGAAUAACAGCAUCAUGGUUGAAUGCUUGCUUCUGUUGGGAGCAGAUGCCAAUCAAGCAAAGGAGGGAUCUUCUUUAAUUUGUCAGGUAUGUGAGAAAGAGAGCAGUCCCAAAUUGGUGGAACUCUUACUGAGUAGUGGAUCUCGUGAACAAGAUGUACGAAAAGCGCUGACGAUAAGCAUUGGGAAAGGUGACAGCCAGAUCAUCAGCUUGCUCUUAAGGAGGCUGGCCCUGGAUGUGGCCAACAAUAGCAUUUGCCUUGGAGGAUUUUGUAUAGGAAAAGUUGAACCUUCUUGGCUUGGUCCUUUAUUUCCAGAUAAGACUUCUAAUUUAAGGAAACAAACAAAUAUAGCAUCUACACUAGCAAGAAUGGUGAUCAGAUAUCAGAUGAAAAGUGCUGUGGAAGAAGGAACAGCCUCAGGCAGCGAUGGAAAUUUUUCUGAAGAUAUGCUGUCUAAAUUUGAUGAAUGGACCUUUAUUCCUGACUCUUCUAUGGACAGUGUGUUUGCUCAAAGUGAUGACCUGGACAGUGAAGGAAGUGAAGGCUCAUUUCUUGUGAAAAAGAAAUCUAAUUCAAUUAGUGUAGGAGAAUUUUACCGAGAUGCCGUAUUACAGCGUUGCUCACCAAAUUUGCAAAGACAUUCCAAUUCCUUGGGGCCCAUUUUUGAUCAUGAAGAUUUACUGAGGCGAAAAAGAAAAAUAUUAUCUUCAGAUGAUUCACUCAGGUCAUCAAAACUUCAAUCCCAUAUGAGGCAUUCAGACAGCAUUUCUUCUCUGGCUUCUGAGAGAGAAUAUAUUACAUCACUAGACCUUUCAGCAAAUGAACUAAGAGAUAUUGAUGCCUUAAGCCAGAAAUGCUGUAUAAGUGGUCAUUUGGAGCAUCUUGAAAAGCUGGAGCUUCACCAGAAUGCACUCACGAGCUUUCCACAACAGCUAUGUGAAACUCUGAAGAGCUUGACACAUUUGGACUUGCACAGUAAUAAAUUUACAUCAUUUCCUUCUUACUUGUUGAAAAUGAAUUGUAUUGCUAACCUUGAUGUCUCUCGAAAUGACAUUGGACCCUCAGUGGUUUUAGAUCCUACAGUGAAAUGUCCAACUCUGAAACAGUUUAACCUGUCAUAUAACCAGCUGUCUUUUGUACCUGAGAACCUCACUGAUGUGGUAGAGAAACUGGAGCAGCUCAUUUUAGAAGGAAAUAAAAUAUCAGGGAUAUGCUCCCCCUUGAGACUGAAGGAACUGAAGAUUUUAAACCUUAGUAAGAACCACAUUUCAUCCCUAUCAGAGAACUUUCUUGAGGCUUGUCCUAAAGUGGAGAGUUUCAGUGCCAGAAUGAAUUUUCUUGCUGCUAUGCCUUUCUUGCCUCCUUCCAUGACAAUCCUAAAAUUAUCUCAGAACAAAUUUUCAUGUAUUCCAGAAGCAAUUUUAAAUCUUCCACACUUGCGGUCUUUAGAUAUGAGCAGCAAUGAUAUUCAGUAUCUACCAGGUCCUGCACACUGGAAAUCUUUGAACUUAAGGGAACUCUUAUUUAACCAUAAUCAGAUCAGCAUCUUGGACUUGAGUGAAAAAGCAUAUUUAUGGUCUAGAGUAGAGAAACUGCAUCUUUCUCACAAUAAACUGAAAGAGAUUCCUCCUGAGAUUGGCUGUCUUGAAAAUCUGACAUCUCUGGAUGUCAGUUACAACUUGGAACUAAGAUCCUUUCCCAGUGAAAUGGGGAAAUUAAGCAAAAUAUGGGAUCUUCCUUUGGAUGAACUGCGUCUUAACUUUGAUUUUAAACAUAUAGGAUGUAAAGCCAAAGACAUCAUAAGGUUUCUUCAACAGCGGUUAAAAAAGGCUGUGCCUUAUAACCGAAUGAAACUUAUGAUUGUGGGAAAUACUGGGAGUGGUAAAACCACCUUAUUGCAGCAAUUAAUGAAAACCAAGAAAUCAGAUCUUGGAAUGCAAGGUGCCACAGUUGGCAUAGAUGUGAAAGACUGGCCUAUCCAAAUAAGAGGCAAAAGAAAGAGAGAUCUCGUCCUAAAUGUGUGGGAUUUUGCAGGUCGUGAGGAAUUCUACAGUACUCAUCCCCAUUUUAUGACGCAGCGAGCAUUGUACCUUGCUGUCUAUGACCUCAGCAAGGGACAGGCUGAGGUUGAUGCCAUGAAGCCUUGGCUCUUCAAUAUAAAGGCUCGCGCUUCUUCUUCCCCUGUGAUUCUUGUUGGCACACAUUUGGAUGUUUCUGAUGAGAAGCAACGCAAAGCCUGCAUAAGUAAAAUCACCAAGGAACUCCUGAAUAAGCGAGGGUUCCCUGCCAUACGAGAUUACCACUUUGUGAACGCCACCGAGGAAUCUGAUGCUUUGGCAAAACUUCGGAAAACCAUCAUAAACGAGAGCCUUAAUUUCAAGAUCCGAGAUCAGCUUGUUGUUGGACAGCUGAUUCCAGACUGCUAUGUAGAACUUGAGAAAAUCAUUUUAUCGGAGCGUAAAAACGUGCCAGUUGAAUUUCCUGUAAUUGACCAGAAACGAUUAUUACAACUAGUGAGAGAAAAUCAGCUGCAGUUAGAUGAAAAUGAACUUCCUCACGCAGUUCACUUUCUAAAUGAAUCAGGAGUCCUUCUUCAUUUUCAAGACCCAGCACUGCAGUUAAGUGACUUGUACUUUGUGGAACCCAAGUGGCUUUGUAAAAUCAUGGCACAGAUUUUGACAGUGAAAGUGGAAGGUUGUCCAAAACACCCUAAGGGAAUUAUUUCGCGUAGAGAUGUGGAAAAAUUUCUUUCAAAGAAAAGGAAAUUUCCAAAGAACUACAUGUCACAGUAUUUUAAGCUCCUAGAAAAAUUCCAGAUUGCUUUGCCAAUAGGAGAAGAAUAUUUGCUGGUUCCAAGCAGUUUGUCUGACCACAGGCCUGUGAUAGAGCUUCCCCAUUGUGAGAACUCUGAAAUUAUCAUCCGACUAUAUGAAAUGCCUUAUUUUCCAAUGGGAUUUUGGUCAAGAUUAAUCAAUCGGUUACUUGAGAUUUCACCUUACAUGCUUUCAGGGAGAGAACGAGCACUUCGCCCUAACAGAAUGUAUUGGCGACAAGGCAUUUACUUAAAUUGGUCUCCUGAAGCUUAUUGUCUGGUAGGAUCUGAAGUCUUAGACAAUCAUCCAGAGAGUUUCUUAAAAAUUACAGUUCCUUCUUGUAGAAAAGGCUGUAUUCUUUUGGGCCAAGUCGUGGACCACAUUGAUUCUCUCAUGGAAGAAUGGUUUCCUGGGUUGCUGGAGAUUGAUAUUUGUGGUGAAGGAGAAACUCUGUUGAAGAAAUGGGCAUUAUAUAGUUUUAAUGAUGGCGAAGAACAUCAAAAAAUCUUACUUGAUGACUUGAUGAAGAAAGCAGAGGAAGGAGAUCUCUUAGUAAAUCCAGAUCAACCAAGGCUCACCAUUCCAAUAUCUCAGAUUGCCCCUGACUUGAUUUUGGCUGACCUGCCUAGAAAUAUUAUGUUGAAUAAUGAUGAGUUGGAAUUUGAACAAGCUCCAGAGUUUCUCCUAGGUGAUGGCAGUUUUGGAUCAGUUUAUCGAGCAGCCUAUGAAGGAGAAGAAGUGGCUGUGAAGAUUUUUAAUAAACAUACAUCACUUAGGCUGUUAAGACAAGAGCUGGUGGUGCUUUGCCACCUCCACCACCCCAGUUUGAUAUCUUUGCUGGCAGCUGGGAUUCGUCCCCGGAUGUUGGUGAUGGAGUUAGCCUCCAAGGGUUCCUUGGAUCACCUGCUUCAGCAGGACAAAGCCAGCCUCACUAGAACCCUACAGCACAGGAUUGCACUCCAUGUAGCUGACGGUUUGAGAUACCUCCACUCAGCCAUGAUUAUAUACCGAGACUUGAAACCCCACAAUGUGCUGCUUUUCACCCUGUAUCCCAAUGCUGCCAUCAUUGCAAAGAUUGCUGACUACGGCAUUGCUCAGUACUGCUGUAGAAUGGGGAUAAAAACAUCAGAGGGCACACCAGGGUUUCGUGCACCUGAAGUUGCCAGAGGAAAUGUCAUUUAUAACCAACAGGCUGAUGUUUAUUCAUUUGGUUUACUACUCUAUGACAUUUUGACAACCGGAGGUAGAAUAGUAGAGGGUUUGAAGUUUCCAAAUGAGUUUGAUGAAUUAGCAAUACAAGGAAAAUUACCUGAUCCAGUUAAAGAAUAUGGUUGUGCCCCAUGGCCUAUGGUUGAGAAAUUAAUAAAAAAGUGUUUGAAAGAAAAUCCUCAAGAAAGGCCUACUUCUGCCCAGGUCUUUGACAUUUUGAAUUCAGCUGAAUUAGUCUGUCUGAUGAGACGCAUUUUAUUACCUAAAAAUGUAAUUGUUGAAUGCAUGGUUGCUACACAUCACAACAGCAGGAAUGCAAGCAUUUGGCUGGGCUGUGGGCACACCGACAGAGGACAGCUCUCAUUUCUUGACUUAAAUACUGAAGGAUACACUUCUGAGGAAGUUGCUGAUAGUAGAAUAUUGUGCUUAGCCUUGGUGCAUCUUCCUGUUGAAAAGGAAAGCUGGAUUGUGUCUGGGACACAGUCUGGUACUCUCCUGGUCAUCAAUACCGAAGAUGGGAAAAAGAGACAUACCCUGGAAAAGAUGACUGAUUCUGUCACUUGUUUGUAUUGCAAUUCCUUUUCCAAGCAAAGCAAACAAAAAAAUUUUCUUUUGGUUGGAACCGCUGAUGGCAAUUUAGCAAUUUUUGAAGAUAAGACUGUUAAGCUUAAAGGAGCUUCUCCUUUGAAGAUACUAAAUAUAGGAAAUGUCAGUACUCCAUUGAUGUGUUUGAGUGAAUCCACAAAUUCAACGGAAAGAAAUGUAAUGUGGGGAGGAUGUGGCACAAAGAUUUUCUCCUUUUCUAAUGAUUUCACCAUUCAGAAACUCAUUGAGACAAGAACAAGCCAACUGUUUUCUUAUGCAGCUUUCAGUGAUUCCAACAUCAUAACAGUGGUGGUAGACACUGCUCUCUAUAUUGCUAAGCAAAAUAGCCCUGUUGUGGAAGUGUGGGAUAAGAAAACUGAAAAACUCUGUGAACUAAUAGACUGCGUGCACUUUUUAAGGGAGGUAACAGUAAAAGAAAACAAGGAAUCAAAACACAAAAUGUCUUAUUCUGGGAGAGUGAAAACCCUCUGCCUUCAGAAGAACACUGCUCUUUGGAUAGGAACUGGAGGAGGCCAUAUUUUACUCCUGGAUCUUUCAACUCGUCGACUUAUACGUGUAAUUUACAACUUUUGUGAUUCGGUCAGAGUCAUGAUGACAGCACAGCUAGGCAACCUUAAAAAUGUCAUGCUGGUAUUGGGCUACAAUCGGAAAAGUACUGAAGGUACACAACAGCAGAAAGAGAUACAAUCUUGCUUGACUGUUUGGGACAUCAAUCUUCCACAUGAAGUGCAAAAUUUAGAAAAACACAUUGAAGUGAGAAAAGAAUUAGCUGAAAAAAUGAGAGGAACAUCUGUUGAAUAAGAGAGAAAUAGGAAUUGUCUUUGGAUAGGAAAAUUAUUCUCUUCUCUUGUAAAUAUUUAUUUUAAAAAUGUUCACAUGGAAAGGGUACUCACAUUUUUUGAAAUAGCUCAUGUGUAUAAAGGAAUGUUAUUAUUUUUAAUUUAAAUAUAUGUAAAGACACUUACCAGUAAAUGUGUAUUUUAAAGAACUAUUUAAAACACAAUGUUAUAUUUCUUAUAAAUACCAGUUACUUUUGUUCAUUAAUUAAUGAAAAUAAAUCUGUGAAGUACCUAAUUUAAGUACUUAUACUAAAAUUUAUAAGGCCAAUAAUUUUUUGUUUUCUUGUCUGUAAUGGAGGUAAACUUUAUUUUAAAUUCUGUACUUAAGACAGGACUAUUGCUUGUUGAUUUUUCUAGAAAUCUGCACGGUAUAAUGAAAAUAUUGACAGUUUCCCAUGUAAUAUAUUCCUUCUUAGAUUGCAUCGAAAUGCACUAUCAUAUAUGCUUGUAAAUAUUCAAAUGAAUUUGCACUAAUAAAGUCCUUUGUUGGUAUGUGAAUUCUCUUUGUUGCUGUUGCAAACAGUGCAUCUUAUACAACUUCACUCAAUCCAAAAGAAAACUCCAUUAAAAGUACUAAUGAAAAAACAUGACAUACUGUCAAAGUCCUCAUAUCUAGGAAAGACACAGAAACUCGCUUUGUCACAGAAACUCUCUGUGUCUUUCCUAGACAUAAUAGAGUUGUUUUUGAACUCUAUCUUUGAAUGUGGAUACCCUGAAUUUUGUAUUAGUGUAAAUACAGUGUUCAGUCCUACAAGUGAUAUUUUUAUUUUUUUAUUCAUACCACUAGCUACUUGUUUUCUAAUCUGCUUCAUUCUAAUGCUUAUAUUCAUCUUUUCCCUACAUUUGUGGUGCUGCAGAUCCUACAUCAUUCAGAUAGAAACCUUUUUUUUUUUCAGAAUUAUAGAAUUCCACAGCUCCUACCAAGACCAUGAGGACAAAUAUCUAACACUUUUCAGUUGCUGAAGGAGAAAGGAGCUUUAGUUAUGACGGAUAAAAAUAUCUGCCACCCUAGGCUUCCAAAUUAUACUUAAAUUGUUUACAUAGCUUACCACAAUAGAAGUACCAGGGCCAAAUACCUAUGUAAUAAUUUGAGGUCAUUUCUGUUUUAGGAAAAGUACUUUUGGUAAAUUCUUUGGCCCUGACCAAUAUUCAUUAUUUCAGACAAUUCCCUGUGAUAGGACAACUAGUACAUUUAAUAUUAUCAGAACUUAUGGCAUUUUACUAUGUGAAAACUUUAAAUUUAUUUAUAUUAAGGGUAAUCAAAUUCUUAAAGAUGAAAGAUAUUCUGUAUUUUAAAGGAAGCUAUGCUUUAACUUGUUAUGUAAUUAACAAAAAAACAUAUAUAAUAGAGCUCUUUGUUCCAGUGUUAUCUCUUUCAUUGUUACUUUGUAUUUGCAUUUUUUUUACCAAAGACAAAUUUAAAAAAUGAAUACCGUAUUUAAAUGGAAUAAUAAAGUUUUUAAAAGCAUGUUUAUGAAUUUUUAAA
Molecule: messenger RNA, 9805 nt
Organism: Pongo pygmaeus (Bornean orangutan)
Lineage: Eukaryota; Metazoa; Chordata; Mammalia; Primates; Hominidae
Gene: LRRK2
Product: leucine rich repeat kinase 2
Exons: 51
Coding region: 698-8281 (2527 amino acids)
Biological process (GO): protein phosphorylation
Molecular function (GO): protein kinase activity; ATP binding; GTP binding
Source: RefSeq, a predicted model, not a curated record